AUGUUUGUCCGAGCUGGAUCCGCGGAGUUGACCCCACUGAUCAACGACCCGAUGCCGUCAGCCCUGAUUGCACAUCCACAUUCAGUGUGUUCUUCUUUUUCAUAUGCCUGGGGACGGGCAAAGAACGUACUUGAUGCACCUAAAUUUAUUUCGGCUUGUACGAGGAUUGGUUUCGCUGCUCAGGCUCCAAUAGAAAUCUUGGACGAUGGGAAGGAGGAUGACAACGACCAUGGUGACACCGCUCAUGCUGAAUUCCCUAAGGCACUUGAGAUCUACAACACCUGGAUUACAGUCCUGGAAGCUGCUGGGCUGACCCCGGAUUUGGACGAUAUGGGUAACGAUAUGCGUGUCAUUACCCUGACCCGCAUAUUCUGCCCCGUAACAGAUCAUUUCAACACGGGCACACGGCACAUCCGUGACGAGGCAUGGGCUGAGAGCAUGGAAUCCGGCAACGGCGAUAUCUCCUACUUUGACUUCGUGGUUUCUACCACGCCGGGGGUCGUACAACGAGAAAGCCCGAAGUCGAAGCUAUAUGCUUCGGGCAGAUGCUCGACGUAG
Molecule: messenger RNA, 558 nt
Organism: Aspergillus tanneri
Lineage: Eukaryota; Fungi; Ascomycota; Eurotiomycetes; Eurotiales; Aspergillaceae
Exons: 1
Coding region: 1-558 (185 amino acids)
Source: RefSeq, a predicted model, not a curated record